This is a messenger RNA of Cydia strobilella, 1131 nucleotides long. RefSeq lists its product as uncharacterized. The transcript has a single exon. The record is from RefSeq and is a predicted model, not a curated record. Gene Ontology annotation, molecular function: nucleic acid binding. Gene Ontology annotation, biological process: DNA integration. Lineage: Eukaryota; Metazoa; Arthropoda; Insecta; Lepidoptera; Tortricidae. The coding region runs from base 1 to 1131 and encodes 376 amino acids.
AUGCAAGCCAGCAAACAAAUAGAGCAUGAACUUACGGAAGAACACGACGUGGAUAGCUCGUCUGAAACAGUCGAUGACAACACACCCUGGGAUAUGAACUUGAUACAAUCGUGUAGGACAGACAGUUACAAUGAUAACGAACUUACUAUUCAAGAUGGAUGUCUCUUAAAGGGAGUGCGAGUCAUGAUACCUGUAGCGCUGAGAAAACGGGUAUUAGAUGAGUUACACUCGGGACACCUCGGUAUGGUGAGGAUGAAAUUACUAGCACGAGGCUACGUCUACUGGAAAAAUAUGGACAAGGACUUAGAAGAUAUGGUUAGAAACUGUCGUGAGUGUCGGCUACACCAAAACGAGCCUCCACCGGUUACACUACACCACUGGGAGCCUCCGACAGGCCCGUGGCAGCGACUCCAUAUUGAUUUCGCGGGACCUCUGAAGGGACAGUCAUUGCUUAUAGUUGUCGAUGCUUACACCAAAUGGGUUGAAAUCUUCCCAACCAAAACGACAACCAGCUCUUGGUGUAUCAGAAAAUUACAUGAGAUUUUUCUUACGUUUGGGUUCCCCUUAACACUUGUUUCUGACAAUGGACGUCAGUUCAUUUCAACAGAGUUCGAAAACUACCUUAAAGAAAAAGGAGUAGGACAUAAAACAUCCGCACCGUACCAUCCAGCUACGAAUGGGCAAGCCGAGAAAUAUGUUCAGACCAUUAAAAAGACUCUAAAUUGCAUGAACGCUGAACCAGGUAAUCUGCAUGACAAAAUUCUAGCAGUAAAGGAACGCUUAUUAAGAACCCCGAGUACUACAACCGGCAAGAGCCCAUAUGAACUUAUGUUUAGCAGAACAAUAAGAAACAUGUUGCACGUGCAGUUCGAGACCAGGGGGGAAGAUGUGGGGGCAAGGCCCGAAAGAUCUGAAGAAAACCGCACCGUGCGCUCAUUUACCGUUGGCCAGAGGGUUCAAGCAAGAGAUUAUACUAACGGACGUAAUAAAUGGCAAUUUGGAACUGUAACUAAAACUCUAGGUCGGCUCCAUUACGAGAUAAGGAUGGAUUCUGGAGACACUUGGAAGAGACACAUAGACCAGAUGUUGUGCACCGUAAUACCAAUUCAAGAUGCAGAAGACCGAUCUUAG